Molecule: messenger RNA, 1464 nt
Organism: Hyaloscypha bicolor E
Lineage: Eukaryota; Fungi; Ascomycota; Leotiomycetes; Helotiales; Hyaloscyphaceae
Exons: 2
Coding region: 1-1464 (487 amino acids)
Source: RefSeq, a predicted model, not a curated record
AUGUCCAUGUUCGCAUCGCGGCCACAAUCCAGCAACAAUCUCGAGACGGCGGAGACGGAGAAGGCAGCGAAUAUGGACCGGCGCUUCUCGUUGCUAUUUACCGGCAGUACCUCCGCUCAGCCUCUGCUUACGGUCCCACCAGCUGCGCAAGAGGCUGCGCAGCAGCAAAAAGACGACGUACCCCCACCAGAAAGAAAAACUUCCCCUUCCAAUGCAUCGGCGAGUUCACAAGAUAUACCAACGAGAAUAAAGAUGGACCGCCGAUUCUCGACACUCCUUUCCCUUCCCGCGCUGUCGACCCCUCCACAAUCUCAACAUGGCGAGAAGGAGCUCGCCCUGUCUACGAAAUCGUCAAAGAGAACCAUACACUCUCUCCUCCGCCGAGUUUUCUCCCUCAGCUCCACUCCCACUUCCACGCCCUUGUCCAGACCCGCCACAUCCGGAGAAGCAAUCCCAAUACCAACACCAGAAGACCUCGGGUCCCGUCUCUGGGCCGAUCUACUCGACUCCUCUCCCUCCUUGGCUUCAUCCUCACCACCUACAAGAUCCAACACACAGACCGUGCAACGCUCACACACCGUCAUCGUGCCCGCGCCAGCCAGCUCCUUGAAACUGCAAUCUCGAUCACGGUUCUCGCAGGCCUUGAGAGGAGGUAGUGGGAAGAAAAAGAAUGGAGGGAAUGAGAAUCGGGAGCCUGAGGUGGUGGGGAUAUUGCAGAGCAGAGAAAGGAGGGAGGGGAAGCAGUUUGGUGGCAGGAGGGCGGAUAGCAAGUUCAGCUCCAUCACCUCGCUGCCCUCCUUACGAUCUCUGGCAUUGCCUACUCGGGAUUGCUCCAGCAGCAAUGGAACAAUCACCGUCUCGGCGACCUCGCUCAUUCUCCUUGAAGGCUGUGUGAGGAGAGUAAGGAGGGGGUUAAAGCACCAAGAAUACCUAACCAGCCAUCUGUCCAAUAAUCUGGUGUUUCUGUUCGGCAGGAAGGAGACGCAGAUCGGCAUGCUGAAGAGACUUCGAAGCGAGGAAAAGACCUCCCUGACUUCCGCACUCUUCCGAAUCAAAGAAUCAACCGGCCGCACCUUCCUCCGGAAAGCCGUCUUCCUGCAACGCUCGCAAGAACUCGUCGCCCAACUCUCCGCCCUCCUCUCGAGAUCCAAACCCGGCCCAUCAGAAGACCCAGAACCAGAAACAGGAGCGGAAUCAAGCAUGGUCGAGGUAGAGGACAAUAUCUUCGAUUUGCUGGCACUGCUGAGAGAGGAUCUCAAGACGCAGCGCGAACUCGAUCGCCAUCUGCACGACACGUUGCUCGAAGCGGCGCGGGAGAAGAAGUGGGCCGGGAGUGCCGGGGAGAGGAGUCUGAUGCGGAAGUUUGUUGGCUUUGUCGAGGGGAGGAUGGGUGCUUUGGGCGUGGCUUAUGGGAGGCUUGAGGGGCUGGUGGGGAGGAUGGAGGGUGUUGAGAGGGGUGUUUAA